Lindgomyces ingoldianus is the source of this 834-nucleotide messenger RNA. RefSeq lists its product as uncharacterized. Bases 1 to 834 code for a protein of 277 amino acids. The transcript has 7 exons. The record is from RefSeq and is a predicted model, not a curated record. NCBI's taxonomy places the organism in Eukaryota, Fungi, Ascomycota, Dothideomycetes, Pleosporales, Lindgomycetaceae.
AUGUUGAUUGCGCACCUUGCGCAAAUUUGCUCAGAACUUCCUCCGUCUCGGGUACACAACACCUCGUCCUCUGCGCAAAACCUCCACCAUUUUCACACCUCACUCAGCCACGCACAAACCCCCAUAUUCACGCAUUGCUUCCCGGACGACAUAGGGCCCUUAGCUCUUGUCGCCAUGGACGUUGUCAAACUUCUUGGACCCGUUCUCGUCUGGAUUGCCUAUCCCACUUCCCAAACAAGAAGUCUCUGGAAGAAAUUGGCAACGAAGGAGAGGAAAUGGUGCAAAAAAAUUAGCACACUUCGGCAGCUGCCAGUGCGAAACAGCAAGAGAGCGACGCAAAAUUGCGGUGCUUCAAAAAGAGCUGACGGUGGUGGAAGAAAGGGAAUAAGAGAUGAAGAGUGGGAAGCCGAGAACACAGCUUACCGCAAGGCACUCCAUCAGAAGGAUGGGAACAACAGUGGGCUCGGCAAGCAGCUUACCAUUGCCCACGAGCAGAUUGCUGCAGACCUCCAUGCGUCGUCCGAUAGCGACUCUGCUCUCUUCCACCUCACCGCGAUGAACACUCAAAUCCUCAUCGAGUUAGACGAGCAGCACGCUAAAACUCAAGCCAAGUCUAUCCCACAAGGUGAUCAAGUCGUUCAAGAAGAGAGCAUAACGCCCGCACCGAGCAAUAGUGAUGCCUCACCUUCUGAGUUGGGAUUUCCUCGCGAUCAGACGUGUACAAACUUUGGCUGUGGAUUUAAGAGUGAUAAGAGGCCUGAGUUCUACGCCCACACCAAGAAAUGCGCCGACAACCAGAGGGGGCUGAAGGCAGGCGUGGUAUUCCCACAUUAA